AUGUGCUGAGCAGCCGAAGUGCCGCGGAAAGUGGAGAGCUGACAAGGAAGAUUUCUGAGCAUUUUGCUGGCAAAGGGAUUUCUUACAGCCUCCAGGCAUGCGCCUUUCUGCCCUGCUGGCCUUGGCAUCCAAGGUCACUCUGCCCCCCAAUUACUGCUAUGGGAUGAGCCCCCCAGGCUCCUUGGCAGACAAGAGGAAGAACGCCCCAUGGAGCAGGCGGCGCCCAGUGGUUGUGGAACCCAUCUCUGAUGAAGACUGGUAUCUGUUCUGUGGGGACACGGUGGAGAUCCUAGAAGGCAAGGAUGCCGGAAAGCAGGGCAAAGUGGUUCAAGUUAUCCGGCAGCAAAACUGCGUGGUCGUGGGAGGGCUGAACACAUAUUACCGCUACAUUGGCAAGACCAUGGAUUACCGAGGAACCAUGAUCCCUAGUGAAGCCCCCUUGCUCCACCGCCAGGUCAAACUUGUGGAUCCUAUGGACAGGAAACCCACUGAGAUUGAGUGGAGAUAUACUGAAGCAGGAGAGCGGGUACGAGUCUCCACACGAUCGGGGAGAAUUAUCCCUAAACCCGAAUUUCCCAGAGCUGAUGGCAUCGUCCCUGAAACAUGGAUUGAUGGCCCCAAAGACACAUCAGUGGAGGAUGCUUUAGAAAGAACCUACGUGCCCCGUCUAAAGACACUACAGGAGGAGGUGAUGGAGGCCAUGGGGAUCAAGGAGACUCGGAAAUACAAGAAGGUCUAUUGGUAUUGAGCCCAGGGACAGCAGCUCCUCCCCAACUUCUGUUCCAGCCUUGAAGGCUGAGGCACCUCUUUUUCAGAUGCCAAUAAAUAUCAAUUUAUGA
Chlorocebus sabaeus (green monkey) is the source of this 839-nucleotide messenger RNA. Its product is annotated as large ribosomal subunit protein uL24m. Gene Ontology annotation, molecular function: RNA binding; structural constituent of ribosome. Gene Ontology annotation, biological process: translation. The record is from RefSeq and is a predicted model, not a curated record. Gene Ontology annotation, cellular component: ribosome. Lineage: Eukaryota; Metazoa; Chordata; Mammalia; Primates; Cercopithecidae.